This is a messenger RNA of Fusarium graminearum PH-1, 318 nucleotides long. RefSeq lists its product as uncharacterized. NCBI's taxonomy places the organism in Eukaryota, Fungi, Ascomycota, Sordariomycetes, Hypocreales, Nectriaceae. Bases 1 to 318 code for a protein of 105 amino acids. The record is from RefSeq and is a predicted model, not a curated record. The transcript has a single exon.
AUGCUUGGCUCAGCUUCAUUCUUACCAUGUUUUUAUUUUGCUCCUGAUAUAGUCUCACCCUUAGAUCCCGGUGCUCCUCUCCACCACAACAAUGGUCAUGCAUCUGAUUCACCUCUAUUGUCGUUGACAGAUCCGACAGAUAUCGCCAUGUCGUCCUUGACCCCGGUCUAUCCCGAGCUUUGCCGUCUGCAGCCCCCCGUCCAGGUUCUAUAUCAAGGUCAGACCCCAGAUCAGAUCAUAAGACCCAUGCAGUCUGCCGAGAAUUUAUUGCCCGCACGCUGUGUUCGCUCGUCAAGGAAACAGAUGUGCCGCUCCUAG